UCGUUCUUUCGCUAUCCGCUUCUGCUAUCGCUCGCUUUGUUUACCACUUGGUGAUAACCCUUGGCAAUCAUCUAGAUCUUCUUGUUACAUGCAGUAGUGCGAGGAGACUGACGUAUACAGCAUGUAAAACCUGGUAAUUGUAUGUAUAAAGGUUAUGGAACCAACGAACAGAGCAAAAAUAUUGCCUAUAAAUCUUCAAGAUUAAAUAUAUGAACAAUAGAAGUUUAACAAUUCCUGCUUGACGACCAAUAUGCUUUGGGUUAAAUAUAUGCAGUUAACGCUCUACUUUUCAACAAGGCUUACAUCUCAUCCAUUCAGAUGUUCUGAAGAAAAGUUAUAUAUGCAAAGAAAGCAAGCAGUUCUCUGAAAAAUUAAAAAUAUAUAUAUUCUAUUGAUUUUUGUAAAAUAUAUAUAAUGCACAAUAUCAGCAUAUCUAAUAGAUGGUUCUGCUUAACUUAAUACGUACUUAUGUUUUAUCAUGAUGAAAACUUUUAAUCCGAUCUAACUUGUGUUACAGAAGAUUUUCUAAAACGCAUGCUUUAGCGAGGCAUAUACGAACACCUGUGAAAGAAAAGCCUAUCCGAGGGUCAUAGAAUUUAAAAUAUUUUCUAACCAAAGGACUCAUAUUUGGAAUAUAUGCAAGUUUACGAAAGAAUUCUGCAAAAUGUGUAGUAAAAUCUUUUCUACGCAGGAAUAUAUAAUACCACAAAUCUCGACGCAUAUUAAAGAGAAACAAUUUGUUUGUAAUGUGUGCGAUAAAAUAUUUUCUCACAAAGGAAAUUUAAAGACACAUUUAAUGACGCAUACGAAAGAGAAACCGUAUGUUUGUGUUUGCAAUAAAGCGUUUUCUUUACUGGGAAAUUUAAAGACUCAUUUCCGAACGCAUACGAAAGAGAAACCGUAUGUUUGUGAGAUUUGUAGUAAAGCUUUUUCUGAGCAAGGAAAAUUAAUGAGACAUUUAAGGACGCAUACCAAAGAGAAACCGUAUGUUUGUGAGUUUUGCAGUAAAACGUUUUCUGAGCUAGGAAAUUUAAAGACACAUUUACUGACUCAUACGAAAGAGAAACCAUAUGUUUGUGAGAUAUGCAGUAAAGCGUUUUCUCUACGGGGACAUUUAAAUAUACAUUUAAAGACGCAUACCAAUGAGAAACCGUAUGUUUGUGAGGUUUGCAAUAAAGCGUUUGCUCUACGAAGACAAUUAAAGAGACAUAUGAAGACGCAUACGAAAGAGAAACCGUAUGUUUGUGAGGUUUGCAGUAAAGCGUUUUCUGAGUUAACAAUUUUAAAGAAUCAUCUUAGCACGCAUACCAAUGAGAAACCGUAUGUUUGUGAGGAUUGCAAUAAAGCGUUUUCUCUACGAGAACAUUUAAAGAGACAUAUGAAGACGCAUACGAAAGAGAAACCGUAUGUUUGUGAAGUUUGCAGUAAAGCGUUUUCUGAGCCAGGAAGUUUAAAGAGACAUUUAAGGACUCAUACCAAAGAGAAACCGUAUGUUUGUGAGUUAUGCAGUAAAACGUUUUCUGAGCUACGAAGUUUAAAGACACAUUUGCUGACUCAUACGGAAGGGAAACCAUAUAUUUGUGAGAUAUGCAAUAAAGCGUUUUCUUUACGAGGAUAUUUAAAGACUCAUACAAAAGAUAAUGUGAAUGCUUGUAAUGUGUGCGAUAAAGUAUUUUCUCAUAAAGGAAAUUUAAAGAGACAUUUAAGAACGCAUACCACAGAGAAACCAUAUAUUUGUGAGGUUUGCAGUAAAACGUUUUCUGAGCCAGGAAGUUUUAAAGAGACAUUUAAGGAUGCAUACCAAAGAGAAACCGUAUGUUUGUGAGACCUGCAGUAAAGCGUUUACUUAGAAAGGAAGUUUAAAAAUUCAUUUAUUGACGCAUACGAAAGAGAAACCAUAUAUUUGUGAUGUUUGCAAUAAAGUGUUUUCUCUACGGGAAUGUUUAAAGACAUUUACUGACGUAUGCGAAAGAGAAACCAUAUGUUUGUGAGACUUGCUGUAAAGGGUUUUCUCAUAAAGUAAAUUUAAAGAAACAUUUGUUGACGCAUACGAAAGAGGAACCGCACUUUUGAAACUUAUGCAAUAAAAUUUUUUCCUGUGGAAACUUUUUUAUAUUAAUAUUUUCUGACGCUUGCGAAACUAAAACUUCUGUGUGUAAUAAAGCAUUUACUGCCAGAGUAAAUUUGCAGUUCCAUUUACGAACCGAUUCUAAAGAGUGGCUGUAGUGUUUAUUGGUUGAAACAUUAUAAGGAGAUGGAGAAAUUUAUUGACGCAUUCAAAAGUAAACUCGCAUGGUUGUAAGGUGUGCAACAAAACGUUUUCUCUGCUAGGAAAUAUGAAAGUGCGUUUAUAGGUUCAUACGAAAUCAAAAUGAGAGCAAUAAAGCCUAUUCUAAAUCGGUAAGUUUAAAGCCACAUUUACUUACGCAUGCAAGGAAACCCUGCAUGUUUGCUAUGCAUGAGGGCAUUUGAUGUUGCACUUACUGACACAUACGAAAGAGAAAUCUUAUAUAUGUGUGUGGAUUUUGGCCUUAAUAUUUAAUUCAAUGACGGCGUAAAAAAAUAACAUUUUUAUUUAAAGGAAACAUUAAGAAUUUUUUUACUGGUUAAUCUAAUACAUAUAUUAAUCUCAGAAAAACAAAAGAAAAUGCAGUUGGCUCGUGCAUCACGUGAUUAAUUUGCGUGCACGAGAAUGCAGCUUAAACUGCGAUGCCAUCUUGAUGAAAGCAGAAUCAUCACAGUACUCCCAUAAACUCUAUGAGUGCUCCGCCCCCCUCUCUUAGUAUAGCAGCCCUCUAAUCUCGUUACCUCUAAUUCCAGUGGUUCUAAUCGACGGCAAUAUCUGGUUACAUAAGGUGGUAGAGUAGAAUUCGUAGAGAACUCAAGAGUCAACGGAGAAGGCUGAAGUACUAAUUGCUUUCAAGAUGGAAUUGCAGCUGAUGGUGGCGAUACGAUUGGUGCAGAUGACUGAUAAGAAUUUUCGAAGAACACAUGCUUCACAUGAUCAAUGCCGAACGUAGAUUCUUUGCCGUUCUGCUCAGUUGUGGAGGUUUUAUUAGUACGUCUGAGUACAUAGUAAGGCCCAUCAUACGGUGCUUACAGGGGUUUCUUAAUGUCGUCGUGGCGCACGAACUCAUGAAUACAAGACUUUAAAACGUGAUGUUUGAACACAUUUUUUUUUUUAUUAUUAUUAUCAUUAGAUGCAACUGAUGCAAGUUUCAGUUGCCCCAUCGCAGUUCGUAAAUUUUGUAAAAAUCCAUGAAGUUCAACGUUAAGUGAAAUGGUCGCAGAAGUUCCGCAGAUCAUUUCAAGAAAGGGUUAGACGAAUCCUGCUGAUGCGCACCGCAGAUCUUACUUCAAUGCCGUUCUGAGUUCAAGUAAAACUAGUGGAAUUUAUUCAAUCCAUUUCGCGGGUGCCUGAGAUCUGAGACUUUGUUUUAAAGAACGAUGAAAUCACUUUAUUUAUUAUUUAUUACAAUUAUUUGCAACUGAUCUCGAGAUCGAAGUAAAAUUUAAAGAAGAAAUUUAGUUGCAUAUAUUAAAAAAAAAUUAUGUAUAUGACAUUUUUUUUAAGAUUUUCUAUAGUCAUUAUUGAUUACGAGUUUAAUGAAGCACACAUAACACCAGUUCAUGUCCCUGCAACUAUAACCUACUGAUUAUUAUUUAAAUAGUGUUUAGUUUAGUUUAGUUAUAUUAACGUCCCGUUUAAAGCAAUACUAGGGCUAUUUUGGGACGGACCUCGUAAUUUUGAACCUCGGUCAGAUGAUGAGGACGACACGUGAGCUGACUCCCGCCUCUCCACACCAGCGGGAGGACAUUUCGUCAUGACGAAAAAACAGAAACACAUACAGUUUGUAAUUACAAAGUUCAGAAAAAAAAGUAAUAAAAUAAGUAAAAAUAAAAAAGAAUUAUAAAACUUUUAACAAAAAAAAAAAAAUGCUAAAAAUAAGGACAGAAAAUAAAAUAAAAAAAAAAGAACAGGCAAAAAAAAAAAAGCCAUGUACAAACAUGAAAGUAAUAGAAAAUGAAUAUGUAUGUGUAUAAUACUACUCUUGGAAAUAGCGUUCUUUAAAUCUGAACAGAUCUUGAUUUUCUUCGAGAUGACGAAUGAUUCUCUGCAUUUUUAUCCCGGAUCUUUGGGAAGAGGCAUCACUACGUAACCAAAUUCGUUCUAGUCCAGACCUUGGCUUGGUCAAUUGAAAAAGGGAAGUCAGUAUACAUUCUGUUGGAUAGUGAAUUGGAGUGGUAUCGAGAUUUCCGCAAGGGCAGAAUGCAUUUAGAAUCAGAUUAAAGCGUUGAAAAUAUGAGGCGAACGGCCCAUGAAAUGUAAAGAAAAGAAUAUACAAAUAAAUCAAAAUGUGAAUAUUUUUAGUGUUCUGUUUACCUUUUCCUAAUGACGUAGAUUUAAGAUGUCAUUUUUUGACUUUCUCAAUCUACACUUGGCCUGGAUUUUUUAAAAUCUUUAUUAGUUUUAGUUGUAUUAAUAUCCCGUUUUAAAGAAACACUAAGGUUGUUUUGGGACGGUCCUUAUAAUUUUCUACCGCGGUCAGAUGGCGAGGACGACGCCUGAGCAGGCUCCCUCCCACCAAAUUUCCACACCACACCAGCGGGAGGACGUUUGACCCAGACGAAUUUAACGUUUACCACAUCACCUUACACAACGGUUCUUCGUUGGAAUCGGUUUUCGAACCUGAAACCCUCCGAUUCCAAAGCCGAGACCUUAUCACCAGGCCACCGCGGCCCAAACUUGACCUGGCAAUUAGACUGAUUUCUUUUAAUUUUCACGAAAGAAAAAACGUACGCCUUUCAUGCGAAUAGUGAAAUGUUUUUUUUUUUUUAUUUACUUACACAAAUUUCGGAAACAUUUACUGACACAUCGAAAAGAGAAAUAAUAUUUUUGCGAUUUAAGUAAUAAAGUAUUUCCUUUACAUAUCUGAAGAGGUUUUUACAAAUGCUUGCCUAAAACUUUGACGUAUUCUGUGAAGCUUUACCUCAGAGGCCCGUUUCAGAAAGCAUUUAACAAUAAAUGUAAAAAGUGAACUAAACGAGUAUGAAUUUUAUGUUGAAUUAUUUUGUCUGAAAGAAAAUUCUUAAAAAAUAUUUACUGAGAAAUUGAAAGGAGAAUCAUUGGGAAUUUGACAUUUUUUAAAGAAUUUUAAACACAUUUUAAACAGGUGCCUUCAUGUCCUAUUUUGCUGGGGCCGUGGUGGCCUGGUGGUAAGGUCUCGGCUUGUGAGCCGUAGGGUUUCAGGUUCGAGACCCGAUUCCACCGGAGAACCGUCGUGUAAGGUUGUCUGUUGCACGUUACAUCCGUCAUGCUAAAUGUCCUCCCGCUGGUGUGGUAUGGCGUGGAGAGGGGGGUGCCAGCUCAGAUGUCCCCGUCUUCUGACCGCGGUUUAAAAUUAGGAGGUCCGUCCCAAAAUAACCCUUCUGUUGCUUUACAACGGGACGUUAAUAUAAGUAAACUAAACCUAUUUUGCUGAACCAUAUUGACACAGCGCCAUUUCACCCAAUGGUUGUGAGUUUUUGAACUUUUUUGACAGAAAAGAAAUUCCUAUGAACUCCUUUAAAUUAUUACCAAGUUAGAUAAUAUUUGGUCCAGUGGUUUUCCCGUUAUGACCAUUUGAAAACGGAAAUUUAAUUAAAACCAACCUGUACUUUUGCAUUGUUACCAAACCAGCAUUACACGCCAUGUUGCUGUAAUACCCCGGGAGUUUCUUCGCUUUACCAUUGAAAACAUUAUCAAGCGCUUUCAACUCCUAAUUGAUGUCAAUGGUACACAUGCUGAAAACAUUCUGUAAUUGAAUAAAUUUUAAUUAUUGUGA
Messenger RNA from Argiope bruennichi, 5825 nucleotides. Its product is annotated as zinc finger protein 569-like. Gene Ontology annotation, biological process: regulation of transcription by RNA polymerase II. Gene Ontology annotation, cellular component: nucleus. NCBI's taxonomy places the organism in Eukaryota, Metazoa, Arthropoda, Arachnida, Araneae, Araneidae. Gene Ontology annotation, molecular function: RNA polymerase II transcription regulatory region sequence-specific DNA binding; DNA-binding transcription factor activity, RNA polymerase II-specific. The record is from RefSeq and is a predicted model, not a curated record. The transcript is spliced from 3 exons. Bases 665 to 1825 code for a protein of 386 amino acids.